Eubalaena glacialis (North Atlantic right whale) is the source of this 1643-nucleotide messenger RNA. RefSeq names its product DIM1 rRNA methyltransferase and ribosome maturation factor (gene DIMT1). Gene Ontology annotation, cellular component: mitochondrial matrix. Bases 151 to 1092 code for a protein of 313 amino acids. Gene Ontology annotation, biological process: rRNA methylation. The record is from RefSeq and is a predicted model, not a curated record. Gene Ontology annotation, molecular function: rRNA (adenine-N6,N6-)-dimethyltransferase activity. NCBI's taxonomy places the organism in Eukaryota, Metazoa, Chordata, Mammalia, Artiodactyla, Balaenidae. The transcript is spliced from 12 exons.
CGGAGCAAACCAGUGGGCGGGUCCUCCCCGAAGUGGCCAGAACCUGUGCUAUUGGUGCGGGCCGGCGAUUCCCACGUGGUGCGGUGACUCGCGGUUGCAGGCUCCGGUCCUCUCUAACUUCUCCGGCCUGUGUGCCCGCUGCCUGCAGAGAUGCCGAAGAUCAAGUCAGGGGCGAGCGGCCGGUGCCGCGAACGGCAACAACAACGCCGGGAGCUGAAGAGCGGAGGAGGACUCACGUUCAACACGGGGAUUGGGCAGCACGUUUUGAAAAAUCCUCUCAUUGUUAACAGCAUUAUCGAUAAGGCUGCCUUAAGACCAACUGAUGUGGUGCUGGAAGUUGGACCUGGAACUGGCAAUAUGACUGUAAAGUUGCUAGAAAAGGCAAAAAAGGUAAUCGCCUGUGAACUUGACCUAAGGCUAGUAGCUGAACUUCACAAAAGAGUUCAGGGCACGCCUCUGGCCAGCAAACUUCAAGUAAUGGUGGGUGAUGUGUUGAAAACAGAUUUGCCAUUUUUUGAUGCUUGUGUGGCAAAUUUGCCUUAUCAGAUCUCUUCUCCUUUUGUCUUCAAGCUGUUGCUGCACCGACCUUUUUUCAGAUGUGCUGUACUUAUGUUUCAAAGAGAAUUUGCUCUCCGACUGGUUGCAAAACCUGGAGAUAAGUUAUACUGCAGACUGUCAAUUAAUACACAGCUAUUAGCACGUGUGGACCAUCUAAUGAAAGUUGGAAAGAAUAACUUCAGACCACCACCCAAGGUGGAAUCCAGUGUCGUAAGGAUAGAACCUAAGAAUCCACCACCACCUAUCAAUUUUCAGGAAUGGGAUGGCCUAGUAAGGAUCACCUUUGUUAGGAAAAACAAGACACUGUCUGCUGCAUUUAAGUCAAGUGCAGUGCAACAGCUACUGGAAAAAAACUACAGAAUUCACUGUUCGGUCCAUAAUAUUGUAAUACCAGAAGAUUUCAGCAUAGCAGAUAAAAUACAGCAAAUCCUAACCAGCACAGGUUUUAGUGACAAGCGGGCCCGUUCCAUGGACAUAGAUGAUUUCAUUAGAUUGCUACAUGGAUUCAAUGCAGAAGGUAUCCAUUUUUCUUAGAUAUCUGCAGAAGAGAAGUUUCCAAACUCAACAAAGUGGAAUUAUAUAUUCUUAAUAAUUUGAGAAGAUGAACUAUGCUUGGACACUAUGUGCUUGACUAUUUUUGAUUUACUACUGUUGUCACCGUUUAUUACUCUGAAUUUUUAAGGAAGGAAGUCAAUUCUAACUAUACAGGUUUUUUUUUUUUUUUGGUUUUGGUUUGAUUUUAAUAUGUAACAUAGGGCAGGGUCCAAUUUAUACAUGAUACUCUUCAAGUUUAAGAGCCGCAGACACGCACAACUUUACACUUAAAAGUUAUUUCUAACAGUGUAUUAUAUAAAGAUAUUACACUAAUAUUUCCUAUGUUAUAUAUUACUGUGAGAACCUUUUUUUAGGAUUUUAGCUCUUUAGGCCUUUGUUCUUCAAGUCAUAAGAAAGUUAAAAUAUGCUUAAUUUAGUCACAUAUUCCCCAUACCAUUUCUUCUUGUUAUUCAUGUGUACAGUAAAGCAAUUGUUUCCUUGUUUCCUAAAAUGUUAUUUUGCUUCUCUCAUUCUUUCUCUGUUUAUCGUAU